UGAAUGGGGCUGGGCUGCUCGUAUGAAAAGUCUACCUUAUAUCUGUGAAAUCAGUCAAGCGGAAUCAUACCGGAUCAACGAAGCUGCAAGGGAUUUUACAUAUGGUACAACAACACUGGAUGCAUCAGUGGUGGAAAAGGGGCCCAAAAUUAUAGAAGAACCCGUAUCAGUUCUAAUCAUCCGGGGCUCACCAACAAUACAUAUCGAGUGUGCAGCAGAAGGCAAUCCGAAUCCAACUUAUUACUGGUAUAAAAAUUUUGGUACAGCCAAUCAAACAAUUGUCGACCACAGUACCAGUGACCGGUAUACUCUCACCAAUGGUCGAUUAACCAUGGAACAUCCAAAAUUAGAGUUCGAUCCAGGAGAUUACCAAUGUGUUAUAGAAAACAAAUUCGGAUCCAUUUUAAGUAAUCCUGUUAGAAUUAUAGCCGGAUUUUUAUCCGAGUUUUCCAAUGAACCACAAGGAACAGUCAAUGGUUACCAGUAUCAAGGUACAGUCAUCAACUGUAACACACCUGCUUACAAUCCAGAGGUGUUGUUCUCUUGGUAUAAAACCGAUACUCGUUAUUUUGUGAGACCACGGCUGAAUCCCCACAUGUUUAUAUCGAGAAAUGGUAAGCUGUACUUCUCCGAGCUUCAACCCAGUGAUCAUGGUCAAUAUUUCUGUGUAGUAACAUUGAUUGCACCAGAGGGUCAACAAAUGGCGACUCAACAAGGACCCAUGGAAACCAGUCUUGGUAUCGGACUGACUGUUACUUCAGAAAAUGCCAACGAAUACGGUCCAUUGAUACAUAAUGACUUUCCAGCUGCCUUUCCAUCACCACCCAUGAGAGGAAAAGAUUUAAGAUUGGAAUGUUUUGCUUAUGGAAAAUUACCAAUGUAUUAUACGUGGGAUAGAGAAGAAUAUGGAUUACCAGCGAAUAUAUCUUAUGACGAUGCUAAACGGGUUAUGAUAAUACACGAUGUAAAACUAGAAGACAGCGGUAGUUAUACGUGUCAUGUUAAACGAGGAGAAACAGCAUCGGCCAGUAAAAACAUCUUUGUGGCCAUUGAAGCCGAACCGUAUUUUAUGUAUCCUUUAAAAGACCAACACUUAGAUAAGGGUGGUUCGGUGUCAUGGCGAUGUCAAGCAAUCGCUGUACCCAUAGCAACAUACACGUGGUUUAAAAACAGCAAGCCAAUAGAAUCUAUCCCAGGUGAUAUCGAGGUUCAAGAGAAUGUACUGGUAAUACAUGAAGCUGAUAAACGUCAUGAAGGAAUGUACCAGUGUUUAGCUAAAAAUAUCCACGGAUCAUCCUACAGCAAUGCUCAACUACGAACAUUAAAUUUUAAACCUACCUUUGCAAAACAUCCCCUGAAGACAACAGUAGCAACACAGGGAGGUAAUCUUACCAUUGUCUGUUUACCGGAAGGCGCUCCAUAUCCUACUAUCACGUGGUUAAAGGAUGGGGCACAACUCUCAGUAACUCAAGGUGGAGUGGGUAGACUAAUGCAGCUGCCGAAUGGUUAUUUGUUGAUAAAUGAUCUAACUCAGAGUGAUGCUGGUGUAUAUACGUGUGAAGCUUCUAAUGAUCUCGGCAAAGACAGUUCUUCAGCUAGAAUAUAUGUUACAUCCAGAACAACCUUGGUGAAAACCCCAACCAAUGAGUUUGUCUUAAUAAACAACACGGCCUUCUUCUACUGUCAGGCUUCAUAUGAUGAAGCUAGACACGAUCUGUCGUACGUCUGGUAUUUCUACGAAAGACGUAUAGACUUGGACAUUGAGCCACAUUAUACUGUUGGAACACGUGACUCUUUCCAUGGAUUGUAUAUACGAUAUGCCCAGUAUACACAUCAGGGUAUUUAUAAAUGUGUAGCUCAGACUCCUCAAGAUGUUUCAUCUGCUAGUGCUUAUCUUACAGUCUUUGGACCACCGGGCGAACCAGCAGGAGUUUAUGCCAAAAACAUUAACAACGACAGGAGCAUAGAUUUAAAAUGGACGGCAGGGCUGACUCAUGGUAGUGCUAUAUUACAGUAUAGAAUAGAAUAUUUUAAUGUAUAUGAUAUGGUCUGGCGAGUUUACAGGGAUAAUAUAGAUAUAACAGAAACAAUAUUAACAGACGGACCAAGUAAAUAUGGUUACACGGUGGACAAUUUGAGUCCAGGUACCCGGUAUAGUUUUAGAGUUACAGCCUAUAACAUUCACGGUUAUGGUGAACCUAGCCUGCCAUCAAAGUUUUUUGCUAUACCAGCUGCUGCCCCAGCUGAUGCUGUACAGGGUGUUGGUGGUGGAGGAGGAAGUGUUGGGGAACUCAGGGUUCAUUGGGAGAAAUUACCUAUAGGACAACACGGUGGACCCGGUCUACAUUAUAAAGUUUACUGGAGAAAGAAAGAUAAUAUUUAUGGCAAAUGGCUUGUAUCGGAUCCACCUGUAGCAGGUGAAAAGGAAGUAUUUAUCACUAUAAUAGAAUAUCAGUAUUAUUAUACCGAGUAUGAAGUGAAAGUAGGAGUAGUAAAUGAUCUGGGAGCUGGACCAAACACUACAGUAGUUGUUAUAUUUUCAGCCGAGGAUAUGCCACUUGCAACACCGGCUAACGUGAAUGGCGCGGAGCUUAACGCCACAGCAGCUGACAUAUUCUGGGAUCCAUGUCCAGACGAUCGGGAACAUAUGAAAGGCCGUGUUCUAGGCUAUCAGGUCAAUUAUUGGCUGGAGGGUAUGACGUACCAAGAUGCCCUGUUUAGUCGCCAUCUUGGACAAGCCGAUUUCGGUCGGAUAAUCGGACUGGAUGAGAAUUCUGACUACUGGGUGAACGCCCAAGUGUACAAUACAGCAGGUUUAGGACCAAAAAGUGAAGAUGCCAGAGUUUCAACUUGGGCGUCGCCACCGUUUUUAUAUCCUGAAUAUGUGAAUGUAACAUCUCGAGAUGAGAGCAGUAUCAAUGUCUGGUGGAGAGGUAUAAGCACUACAAUACUAGAGGAGGCUCUCAGAGGAUAUAAGCUGCGUUACUGGGAAUCGUCACAAAAUAUGAAUACAGCCCAGGAAGUGGUUGUAGGCAAGGUAACCCAUGCUGUAAUACCCAACGUAGAGAGGGGAAUCACCUACAGUCUACGUGUGUUGGGCUAUAGUUAUGGUGGAGAUGGCAAGAAAUCGCCUACCGUGUAUUUUACUUUAGGUGGACAACUGCAAGGGGUAGAUCUCUACACCACUGAAAUUCUGGCUAGAGGUUUUACCACCCGGAUGUCGCUAACUCUAAUUAUAACGAGCUUAAUCAGCACUUGGUUUUUGUAACCAUGACAACCCAGAUGUCGCUAACUUUAAUUAUAAUCAGUUUAAUCAUCACGUGGUUUUUGUAACCAUGGCAACUGAUUAUAUAAAGCAAACCGAUGUUUGGCAACUAAAGAAGGGCGAAUUUAUCGUACGGGAACUCGUUUUUUGGGGGUUUUUUGUUUUUAGUUUCAGGCUAAGGGAAUCCAAACUAUUUACUAUAAUUACCAUAGUUCGUGUGUUGCUUUAAAACCCAAUCUGAUUAAAAUACAGGGGGCAGUUUCACAAAGCAACUUACGAUGAAAAAUUUGCGUAAGUUUAUCGUAACGUAAACUUACGUAAAAAUCGCGUUUCACUAAAAUUCUUAACUUACGAAAUUCGUAACUUUUAUCGUUAAGUCUACGGCAACUCUCACCUUGUCGUAAGUUGGAAUUUUUUUCGUAUCUUUGACAAA
Patella vulgata (common limpet) is the source of this 3698-nucleotide messenger RNA. Its product is annotated as contactin. NCBI's taxonomy places the organism in Eukaryota, Metazoa, Mollusca, Gastropoda, Patellidae. The transcript is spliced from 19 exons. Bases 23 to 3268 code for a protein of 1081 amino acids. Gene Ontology annotation, cellular component: plasma membrane. The record is from RefSeq and is a predicted model, not a curated record. Gene Ontology annotation, molecular function: protein binding. Gene Ontology annotation, biological process: cell adhesion; axon guidance.